Molecule: messenger RNA, 2253 nt
Organism: Zymoseptoria tritici IPO323
Lineage: Eukaryota; Fungi; Ascomycota; Dothideomycetes; Mycosphaerellales; Mycosphaerellaceae
Product: K+ transporter
Exons: 2
Biological process (GO): intracellular potassium ion homeostasis; potassium ion import across plasma membrane
Cellular component (GO): plasma membrane
Molecular function (GO): high-affinity potassium ion transmembrane transporter activity
Source: RefSeq, a predicted model, not a curated record
AACUUCAUCAUGGUGCACUACAGCUACAUUGUCGGCAUGGCCAUUUUUACAUCGAUCCUGCUUUAUCCGGCGGGCCUCUUGCCAUACCUCGACGCCCUCUUCUUCGCUGUUGGCUGUGCGACUCAAUCUGGUCUGAACACAGUGGAUAUCAACUCAUUGCAUACAUACCAGCAAGUCGUCAUGAUGCUGAUCACCUGCAUCUGUACGCCCAUCUUCAUCAACACUGUCGUGGUCCUGAUCCGAUUAUACUGGUUCGAGAAGAGAUUUGAACACAUCGUGCGGGAGACUCGAGCGCAGAGAAGGACCCGGGCGAGGUCGUUGAGCAGUCGUUCAAGGAGCCAAAUGAAGAGCGAGACUAGUGAAAGGACGGACGAUCCAAGUCAGAGUGAGAAGGGUGUGAAUGGAAGACGAAUUGUUGUUCUCCGCGACAGUCUCAAUCCUGGUGGAAUGAAAGUACCGCGAACUCCACAAUCCCCCUCGGUGUCCUACAUGGGCCUUCAUCCGAAGCUGAAUCGCGAGAUCACCUUUGCCGAUGAAGUGCCUAAGAAUAUAGAGCCUACACAGUCGACCUCGGACAUGGCACGGAUACCGGAACACAGUGACAUUUCGCGACACGUUGAGUUUUUGGAACGGCAGCAGAACGAUGCGAAGAAAGGUGGUGCUUUCUACAUUCCUGGCCCGCGCGAUUUUGAUCGUGGCGAGGUUCCCGAGCAAAUUGCACCAGAUGAGGAGGACACCAUUGAGCGUCUGCCUACCAGGUCCGACCGCGCAAGAAGCCCGGACCACAAAGGAAUAGCCUUUGCCGAUGAGGAGCAUCCCAAGCGCAAUAUUACCAUCGACGUGCCGGAACACCCAGCACAUCGGGAUCGCAGGAGUACCGAGGAGCCAAGUUCGUCCAGCCCAGUUAACCAGAAGUCUGCUUUCUCCCGGAUGCGUAGUAACAGUAACAGACUGGGAGAGCGCUCUCGCAGCUUUGCACAGACCUGGACGAACAUUACACAGACUUUCACUCAGUCGAGGGACGAGGAGCCUAUGCCAUACUUCGCAUGGUCAGCUACGACGGGUCGCAACAGUGCUUUCCUCGGUUUGACAGCAGAGCAGCGAGAGGAGCUGGGUGGAAUUGAGUACCGCUCACUGAAAACUCUCGUGAAGAUCUUGCUCUCCUACUACGUGGGAUUUCACGUUCUAGGUAUGGUAGUGUUCUUACCGUGGAUCACGAACACCUACUGGCAAGACACUGUACGGAGUUUUGGCCAGAAUCCUGCUUGGUGGGGAGUCUUCACACCGGCAUCGAUGUUCAACGACCUCGGUUUCACGCUCACGGCAAAUUCGAUGAUCGGGUUCCAAGACAGCGUCCUUGCGCUGUUGUUCGGGUCCUUCCUGAUUAUCAUCGGCAACACCGGGUUUCCCUGUCUAUUGCGAUUUAUAAUCUGGACGCUCUCGAAAAUGGUGCCUCGUGAUAGCGGAAUCUGGGAAGAGCUGCGUUUCCUGCUCGAUCAUCCACGUCGCUGCUUUACACUCCUGUUUCCUUCGAAAGCGACGUGGUGGCUGUUUUGGGUCCUCAUCUUGCUUAACGGCAUCGACCUGAUGUUCUUCAUUAUUCUGGACUUGAACCAAGCUGCGGUCACUGCACUUCAUCCUGGUCUUCAAGUCCUCAAUGGCUGGUUCCAAGCUGUUUCCACACGAACGGCAGGCUUCGCGUCUGUGAAUCUUGCGGACUUGCACUCUGCGAUUCAGGUUAGCUACAUGAUCAUGAUGUACAUCUCCAUCUUUCCAAUCGCCAUCUCCGUGCGACGGACGAACGUGUACGAGGAACAGUCUCUAGGCCUAUUCGGUGGCGAAGAGACAGCCGCAGGGGAUGGUGAGCCAAGCUAUGUCAGCAUGCAUUUGCGGCGACAAUUGUCCUUCGAUUUGUGGUACAUCUUCUUGGGACUCUUCAUCAUCACCAUCGUCGAAGGUGACCGUAUCGCCGACCCCGGAGAGCCCUCCUUCACGAUUUUCGCGAUCCUUUUCGAAAUCGUGUCGGCUUAUGGCACAGUCGGCCUUUCGCUCGGAUACCCUACUAUCAACGCUUCCUUCUCCGCCGAGUUCAAGACCAUUUCAAAGCUCAUUAUUAUUGCCAUGAUGGUUCGUGGUCGCCACCGUGGUCUGCCCUAUGCUCUUGAUCGCGCUAUUCUGCUCCCCAGCGAAAAGUUGCAGCAGAAGGAAGCAGAAGAGUCAGAACGUAGAACCAAUAUCCGACGGCGUGGGAGC